Molecule: messenger RNA, 1601 nt
Organism: Candoia aspera
Lineage: Eukaryota; Metazoa; Chordata; Lepidosauria; Squamata; Candoiidae
Gene: SERGEF
Product: secretion regulating guanine nucleotide exchange factor
Exons: 11
Coding region: 2-1204 (400 amino acids)
Source: RefSeq, a predicted model, not a curated record
UAUGGCCGUCGCUCGCCAGGACGCCGCACGAGCGCUGCUCGCUUGGGGAGCAAACAGCUAUGGACAACUUGGUGUUGGUCAUAAAAAUGAUGUCCUCUUGCCUAAGGCUGUGAAGGCAUUGCUCUUCAAUCAGACUUGUAUCAAAAGCAUUACUGGAGGAGGAGGUCAUUCUGCUGUUCUUACUGACACUGGACAGAUCUUUUUCUGUGGCCAGAAUAAAGAUGGACAGUUGGGACUUGGUCAUACCGAGGAUGUGAUGCAUUUUACCUUAUGUUCUUCACUCUGUGGCUGUCCUGUCAUACAAGUUGCCUGUGGCUGGGAUUUUACAGUUGUACUUGCUGGAAAUGGCCAAGUAUUCUCUUGUGGUUCUAAUUCCUUUGGACAACUGGGAAUUCCAGAUAUUUCAGGCAGAUGUACUAUUCCAGUAAUGAUUAAGUCUUUACAGGAUAACGUAGUAAAUGUUGCUGCUGGACUCAGGCAUGCAGUUGCUGUGAUUGAAAAUGGUUCAGUGUUUCAGUGGGGAAUUGGUAUGGCGUCUCAAGCAAAGCGAACAUGCCAAGGAAAAAUUAUUCCUUCUUUCUUGAGGGCAAAUGAGCCUUGCAAAGUACCAGGUUUUGAAAAUGUCAAAGUGAGGAUUGUGGCUUCAGGAUCACAUCAUGUCAUGUCACUCACAGAUGAAGGAGAUUUAUAUGUUUGGGGAAACAAUAAACACAAGCAACUACUAAGCAAAGAUUUUGUUGUUUUGGAACCUCAGAAGAUUGAAGCUCACUAUUUUGAAGGUGAAAAAAUCAGAAGAAUCUGGAGUGGAUGGACACACAUGGUGGUGCAAUCAGAGACAGGGAAAAUCUUCACGUGGGGUAGAGGAGACUAUGGUCAACUUGGAAGAAGUGGGAUACUAUAUGAAGGACAGAGCCAGGAUGGAAAGAGGUCAACAGAGCAUCAUUUGAAAGAGCCAUCUUAUGCUCCUGCUAUAGUACCCAGACUCGCUGGUGCAUCUGAAGUGGCAUGUGGUUCAGAGCACAAUCUAGCAAUAGUUGGUAAUCAGUGUCUUUCCUGGGGAUGGAACGAACAUGGCAUGUGUGGCAAUGAAACAGAAGAAAAUGUUUGUCUUCCUCAGCCUGUUGGGGCUCUUAGUUCUGCAGAGCUGCUUUUAGUUGGAUGUGGAGCUGGGCACUCCUUAGCAUUUUGCCAUUUCCCAGCUUAGACACAGCACUGUAGAACUAUCAGUGCAAUUUUAAGUUCACUCUGGGGUUGGUACUUGGUUAAUAAAUGCAGUUAAUUCAGUGUCAUAAAUGUCAAAGCAGUUCAGUCAUGCCUAGCUUUGUCAAGAUUAUCCAUAUUAUAUUUUGAAUAUUAAAGUCAUUUUGCUGAGUUUGUAUUUAAAAGAAAGGGGGAGAUAUUUUUUGCUUUUGUUUGAGGGGGGAAAGCAGGAAAAUAUUUAGGUGUGAUGAAAUGAGGCAGGUUGUUCUUUACCUAUUUAUUGAUAUCAAGCACAUGAUUACUACAGGUAGUCCUUGCUUAAUGACUGCCCUGUUUAGCAACCCUACAAAAAGUAGGGUGGUGGUGAAAAAGUAACUUUAUGACCAGCCCUUGCAUUUAUG